AUGACUGGAGGAAGGAAUAAUACAACAAUCAACUUUAUUCUUUUGGGAUUUUCAGAUUUUCCCAAGCUCAAGACUGUUCUCUUUAUAGUCUUCUUGGGAACUUACCUCUCAACAGUGGUCUGGAACCUGGGCCUCAUCAUCCUAAUUAGGUUGGACCCCUACCUUCAUACACCCAUGUAUUUCUUCCUCAGCAAUUUAUCCUUCUUAGAUUUCUUCUAUGUGACCUCCACGACCCCCAAAAUGCUCUCAGGCUUCUUCCAGAAGCACAGAUCCAUCUCCUUUCUGGGGUGCACCAUGCAGUACUUCUUCUUCUCCAGCCUGGGUCUGACUGAGUGCUGUCUUCUGGCAGCCAUGGCUUAUGACCGAUACGCUGCCAUCUGCAAUCCCCUGCUGUACACAGCCGUCAUGUCCCCCACUCUCUGUGUGCAGAUGGUGGUGGGAGCCUAUGUAACUGGCAGCUUUGGUUCAUUGAUCCAAUUGUGUGCUUUGCUUCAGCUCAAUUUCUGUGGACCAAAUGUCAUCAACCAUUUUUUUUGUGACCUGCCUCAGUUAUUGGUCCUAUCCUGCUCUGAAACCUUUUCCUUGCAUAUCAUGAAGUUUGUGAUAGCAGUGAUUUUCGGUGUGACAUCUGUCUUAGUCAUCAUGGUCUCCUACGGUUAUAUCAUUGCCACCAUCUUGAAGAUCAGCUCAGUGGAAGGCAGAUCCAAGGCCUUCAAUACCUGUGCUUCUCACUUGACAGCAGUUACUCUCUUUUUUGGAUCAGGUCUCUUUGUCUAUAUGCAUCCCAGCUCUGAUGAUUCUCUGGGCUAUGACAAGAUGGCAUCAGUCUUCUAUACGGUGGUGAUUCCCAUGUUGAAUCCUUUGAUUUACAGUCUGAGGAACAGGGAAAUUAAAGAUGCUAUUAAGAGGUGUAAGGAGAAGAAAGUGUUUUUCCAUGGCCACUGUUAA
Messenger RNA from Ictidomys tridecemlineatus (thirteen-lined ground squirrel), 948 nucleotides. Its product is annotated as olfactory receptor 5AN6. Gene Ontology annotation, cellular component: membrane. Gene Ontology annotation, molecular function: G protein-coupled receptor activity; olfactory receptor activity. The record is from RefSeq and is a predicted model, not a curated record. Gene Ontology annotation, biological process: G protein-coupled receptor signaling pathway. Lineage: Eukaryota; Metazoa; Chordata; Mammalia; Rodentia; Sciuridae.